AAUACAUACAGAUAUUAUCAAUUGCUUGUGAAAUAUUUUUAAAUAUUUAAUAUAUAUUAAAUAAUUUUAUCUAUAUGAUAAAUAAUUUCAUCUAUACAUAUUUUUACAAAUUGUGUGACGUAUUAGCUAUAGAAAAUAGAUCUCAGUAUAAAUAAGAAAUUUAGUACAUUCAUUUAUGCAUAAAGAAACUGUGAUUGAAAGAAAUUCAUAGUAAAAAAUUAAAAUGGAAGUUUUAAAUCAUUUCGAAAAUAUUGAUGAAAGUGUGGAUGAGAAUACAAUUAGCAAUGAUAAUGUUGGUGUAGUUUUAGAAGAAGCUGAAAUAAUAGAUUGUGAUACAGAAAUAGAAACUGUUACAGAAGAAGAUAAUAUACAGUAUCAAUUAUGUGAAGUAAAUAGGAAUGAUAAUACAGUAGCAUAUCGUGUAGUACAAGUUGGUGAUAAUCACAUAAAUAAUGCUGAAUUGUCAAUAGCUGCUCCAAUAAAUAAUACUGUUCAAGUUUUAACUUCACCUAUAAAUGGUCAAUUUUAUGUACUUAGCAAUGGUAAUGAAGUUGUUUCUUCAGAAUCUGCAAGAACAGUUGCACCACGUGUUAAACUUCAAAUAGAUAAUCCUCAGAAUAUUCUUACUAAUAUUAAAAAGAGAGAUGAAAGAAGAAGAGUAACUCAUAAUGAAGUUGAGAGACGUCGUAGGGAUAAAAUUAAUAAUUGGAUUUCAAAAUUAGGAAAGCUUUUACCAGAAUGUGAACAAAGUACAACAGCUGAUGGAGAUGUAAAAACGAAUUUUGAGUUGCAGAGUAAAGGAGGAAUCUUGGCAAGAGCAUGUCAGUACAUUACAGAAUUACGAGAAAUACAGGAAAAUUUCGCACAAAGUUUAGACGAAAAUGCUCAGUUAUCAGAAGAAGCUAAAACUUUAAGACAAGUGGUAAAUCAAUUAAGAAAGGAAAAUUCCGAAUUAAAAGCACAAAUUUCAAAAAGUACUUAUAUACUUGGUACUUAAUUUCCAUAAAUACAUAAUAAAUAGUAAUAGAAAUUUGGAUUUUUAUUAAAUAUUUUUUCCAUGACAGUUUUAUCCAAAGUAUAUAUUAUUUUUACUUAUAUUUGUAAAAAAUAAUGUAUAGGAAAUGCAUAAUUCAGUGCAAUAAAGUAAUAAUAAUGUAGUAAUUAUAAAAUGUUUAUUUACAUAUAUUUAACUGAGUAUAUAUUUAUAUUUUGAAAACAAUUGUAAACAUAUUAUGUAAUUUCAACUGUACAUAUCAUAAACAAUAAUUAUUUAUAACGUGAACAAUCGAGCAAAGGGAGUAAUUUAUUAUUAAAUCAUUAAAUUAAA
This is a messenger RNA of Apis dorsata (giant honeybee), 1327 nucleotides long. Its product is annotated as upstream stimulatory factor 1-like. The record is from RefSeq and is a predicted model, not a curated record. Gene Ontology annotation, molecular function: DNA-binding transcription factor activity, RNA polymerase II-specific; RNA polymerase II cis-regulatory region sequence-specific DNA binding; protein dimerization activity. Gene Ontology annotation, biological process: regulation of transcription by RNA polymerase II. The coding region runs from base 224 to 997 and encodes 257 amino acids. The transcript has 4 exons. NCBI's taxonomy places the organism in Eukaryota, Metazoa, Arthropoda, Insecta, Hymenoptera, Apidae.